AUGGGAGGGCACGAUGCUGGGAGCCAACACCAGUUUACAGGGAUUGCCAAAUAUUUUAAUUCAUACACCAUUACAGGAAGAAGGAAUUGUGGUCUGACCACUUAUGCUGGCAUUGCUGCCAUUUUUCUGUACUUCAAACGGAAACCAAAGAAAAAGAAGGCAGUUGCUGCUAAGUGA
Messenger RNA from Danio aesculapii, 177 nucleotides. Its product is annotated as ATP synthase membrane subunit K, mitochondrial-like. NCBI's taxonomy places the organism in Eukaryota, Metazoa, Chordata, Actinopteri, Cypriniformes, Danionidae. Bases 1 to 177 code for a protein of 58 amino acids. The transcript has 3 exons. The record is from RefSeq and is a predicted model, not a curated record.